CGACGCGGAAACGCCAUCUAAACGAACGCUAUCCAUUUGAUUUCACGCACAAAAAUAAACUACGACGGAGCUUAAACGCGAGCUGCAAUCGGUAAUCAUAUACUGAAAAUGCCAGGUGCCAAUUGCCUGUCAUGUGGAGAGCUUUUUUAUUCAGUUUCAUUAGACGAAAAAUCGUGCUGUCAGUGAUUUUCGGCUGCUCAUUAACAUACUGUAUUGUCAGUUUCUUAUUGAUUUCACCCAGGCGUACAGACACAUGGCGUGUUCCAAGAAAAUUGGAUCACAGUGCUUUCGUUUGGAUGUCAGCCGAAGUCGAUUUGAACAACUCAUCACUUCAAAGUUGUCGGAAUACUGUUCAAGGCAGAGAAUAUAUAGCAGAUGACAGAGGUUAUAUAUGUCAAAGAGACAAUCUCCUAGCAAACAACUGCUGCGGAACUACUGAAAAACGUUAUGUAUGUGAUACAUGCAACGCGGAUGGCUGUUGUGUACUGUAUGAACAAUGUGUGUCGUGUUGCCUCAACCCAAAUAAGAGAAAAUUAUUACAAACCGUGCUGGGUAAGGCUUCGGAGACAUUCCGUGUGCUGUUUUCGGUGAUCAAUAAUCAUUUUGAACUGUGCUUGGCCAAAUGUCGAACAAGUUCUCAGAGCGUACAACAUGAAAACGCCUACCUAAAACCGAACAAACACUGUUACACGACCGCCGAUAAAGUACCCUAGUUGGGCAACAAGCGGAUUUUUUUAUUGACUACAUUCCUAUGUGCACAUUAUGUAUAUUAAUCGUGCUGGGUGAAGUGCAAUAAUUGCAAACUGUUAUUGAUCCAAAAUAAUCAUGUUAAGUUUGACGUAUCCAUGUAUCAAGCACAUCAUUUUUAUUGUUAAUAACGACUGUCGAUUUUACCAAGACUAAAAUAUUGUUAUAUUGUCAUAUGGUGUUGAAAACAAGUCUGU
This is a messenger RNA of Myzus persicae (green peach aphid), 944 nucleotides long. Its product is annotated as UPF0454 protein C12orf49 homolog. Lineage: Eukaryota; Metazoa; Arthropoda; Insecta; Hemiptera; Aphididae. The record is from RefSeq and is a predicted model, not a curated record. Gene Ontology annotation, biological process: positive regulation of SREBP signaling pathway. The coding region runs from base 132 to 713 and encodes 193 amino acids. The transcript has 5 exons.